GGAUAGUGCAAUCGUCACAACGCAACGCCCAAGUCACUGAAACCCUCCAACCCAAACCGAACGCCGCCGCACCGCCCGCUCCUCGUCGCCGCCGCCAUGCCGCCGCGCAAGCGCCCCCUAGAACCGUCCUCAGGCAUGCCACCGCCACCGGACGUGAAGCCCGUCAUCCCCGCGGCGAAGCCCGCCGCCGCUCCCGCCCCCGCCGACGCGCCGGAGAUACCGCCCAUCUCCGCCGCCAUCCUCAACAACCUGCCCCCGUCGGAGCGCGACGUCUACAAGCGCGUCUACCUGGCGGGCAACAAGGGCAUGUGGAGCCAGGACCUGCGGCGCGCGACGCAGCUGACCACGGCCAGCCUCAGCAAGUCCACCCGCGCGCUGGUCCAGCGGGGCAUCCUCAAGGAGGUCACGGACGUGCGCCACCGCGCCAAGAAGGUGUUCAUGGACGCGCGCAUCGAGCCCGCCCCGGAGAUCACCGGCGGCACCUGGUACCACAACGGCCAGCUCGACACCGACGCCGUCGCCGCCGUGCGCCGCAGGUGCCUCGACCAGAUUGACAGGCUCGGCGCCGCCACCCCGGACAUGGUCCACAAGGGCGUCGAGAGGGACGACCCCAGGGCCGGCUACACCAUCGACCAGAUCAGGGACAUCCUGCAGACCAUGGCGCUCGACAGGGUGCUGGAGGAGCGCAAGAGCACUGGGGAGGGCGAGUUCAGCGCCGUCAGGGCCGGAAGGGUCUGCUACCGGAGGGGCGGCGCGCCGCAGGGCGGUAUGAUGGAGGGGAUCCCCUGCGGGGUUUGCCCCAGGAUGGACGAGUGCUCGCCGGAUGGGGUCAUCUCGCCCACCACCUGUGUCUACUACAAGAAGUGGCUGCAGAUGGACUUCUAGCUAGGCGAGCUUAAGGAAGGUGAGCACAACAAAUCACCCGCAUGCUCAUGUACACAGGCUGCAUCGCUGGAGCCACCCACUUGCCAUCGCUGCAGAGGCCCGGGAGGUGCUUUAAAGCGUGUGCAGGCCACAAUGUAGAGCUAGCCCAGCCAUCCAAUUAUCAUGAUUGUGUUACCCGAAGGCCUGGCUAGCCUUCAUGCGAGGUACCAAACACGUACCAGGUAUUGCCUAUUAUUAUCUUGCAUUCCGUGAAGCCUUUUCUUGCCUAGAUUUACCAUUCCACACAUAUUGGUUCUGGGUAAACUUGCGGGUAGUACUUUUGCUAUCACUGCUGAAAGGUUUGUUCUGUUGAUAAGUGAAAGCAAUUGAAGUCUUUAGGCAUUUUUUUGUUGUCUAUCUGUUGGUGUAGGCCCUUACCCUUGUAAUUGUUGAAUUUGAGUUUGACUAGUGUCUUGUUGCUUUGUCAAUAAGGCAUAGGUGUCAUAUGUACAUCUCUCUGUAGGAUUGUUUAAUUGGUGGUCGAUUGUGUUCUCACAUAACUUGUUGUUUAUUAAUGGAAGUAGGCCCUUUCUGAACUAGUAACGUGCAGGAAUGUUUAAUUAGUGAUCGAUUGUGUUCCUUUCACAUAACUUGUUUGUCUAUUAAUGGAAGUAGGCCCUUUCUGAACUGGAAACAGGGUUAAGGCUGUAUUCAGAUCACUGGCACGAAUUGUGUUACUAUCAUACUACUAUGACAGUCCACAAUUGAUGACUGUAGUGUGCAUCUGUCAUCUAAACAGUUUGUCUGAUUUUCCUUC
Messenger RNA from Lolium perenne, 1681 nucleotides. NCBI's taxonomy places the organism in Eukaryota, Viridiplantae, Streptophyta, Magnoliopsida, Poales, Poaceae. The record is from RefSeq and is a predicted model, not a curated record.